CGCUUUAGGAAGUGGUUGCACUUGGCCAAUUCCUGGAGUGACAGUAGAGUCGAGUCAAGUUUUUGGCGCCGUUGCCGGGGACGGCUAGGUUGUUGAAGAAAAGUGAUUUCUGUUAAUUUAGCUUUUCUUUGUACUUUGUUUACUUUGUCCCACUUGUGCCUUCACGGGUUUGUUGCUUGAGUGUGUGCAGGUAGUGCAUGACCCGUAGCCAGUCGGGAGGUUUACUGCCGUUGAAUCCAGAGAUUGACCGCACCUGUCGCCAGCUCAGGAGACAACAGCGAGCUAGACUGGCUACGGAAGAGCGCAUAGACGGCCACCUGAGCAGCGAUUCUGAAGAAGAGCACGGAAUGGACGGAGACUACAAUCAGCACCAGGGGAAUCCCCCGGUGAAUCAGGUCCUGGGGAACAACCCCAUACCCCAGGAUCAUGGAGCUCAUCAUCCACCGCAGCCGGGUCCCACCUUGGAGUACUAUUACACUCCUCGGAUUGCUGACAUCCGCCCGGUCAUCCUCUACCCGCCGAUCCCAGCAAACAACUUCGAGAUCAAGCCAUGCUGGAUUCAGCUCAUCACAUCUUCUAUCCAGUUCCAUGGCUUGAAGGAUGAGGAGGCCAGGGUGCACUUGUCCCGUUUUCUGCAGCUGACGAACGGGUUCAAGCUGAAUGGUGUCCCGGAUGAUGCGAUCCGCCUUCAUCUCUUCCCCCAUUCUCUGGCGGGGAAUGCCAAGAGGUGGUUGGAGACCCAGCCACCAUUGUCCAUCACCUCUUGGGACGAUCUGGCAGACAAGUUCGUGCACAGGUACUACCCUGCGUCGAAGACUACAGAGAUUCAGCGGGAGAUCACUCACUUCCGCCAGGAGCCAGAUGAGUCACUUCGUGAUGCAUGGGAGCGGUACAUGGGAUACUUCUGGCAGUGUCCCCAUCAUGGCUUCAGCGAUGCUUUCACAGUAGGGAACUUCUACAGCGCUCUCUCCCCAGAUAGCCAGAGGGUGAUUGAAUCUCUAUGCCCAGGAGGGGAUAUUCUCACUAAGACUGCACCCGAGCUGAACCAGAUGAUUAAUACAUUAGCUGCCAGAGAUCAUUCCUGGGGGCAGAGCAGCAGAGGCAGGCAUUCCCGGGACCGUGGUGUGCAUGCCAUGGAGACCAGAUCCGGGUUAGAGCAGCAGGUGGCUGAGUUGGUGCAGACAUUGAAGCAGCCCAACAGUCUCCUACCGGGCCGAGGUGUAACUCCGCCUCCAGUCGCUCAGUGUCAGUGGUGUGAGAGCCCAAACCACCUGGUGGAAGAUUGUCAGUCUAUGAGGGAGUCUUCUACUCCCCAAGAGCAGGUGGACUUCAUAGCAAAUGCUCGGCGCCUGGAUCCAUACAGCAGUACCUAUAAUGAGGGAUGGCGCCAGCAUCCCAACUUUGCCUGGAGCAGCAACGCCAACAAGCCACCUGGUUUCCCAGCACCAGCAGGUGGUCUCCAGCAGAGGCAGCCCUUCCAGGCUAGGCAGGGGCUACCACCACAGCAGCAGCCUUACCAGCCUAGGCAAGGGCAGCCAUUCCAGCAGCCUCAGCGUCAGUAUGCCGAACCAGCAGCAGCGCCAGCUCCCGAUAAUCAGAUGACCGAGCUGAAGAACAUUUUGGCAGCAUUCAUGACCACCAGCCAGGCAAGUAUCACGAGGAUGGAUCAGACCAUAGCUUCACUGGAGGCAGGCCAGAGAACCCUGGAGGCAGGCCAGAGAAACCAAGGUGCCAUUCUGCAGGAUCUCCAGCACCAGAUAGGGAGCUUAGCUCGCCAGAACACUACAAGGGCACCGGGGACUCUGCCUGCCACCACUGUCCCCAAUCCUCGUGACCCCCAAGAGACCGCCCAUGCCAUCACCACCAGGAGUGGUAAGACCAUAUCUGCUACUCCUGCCCAGCCCAGGCGAGACGAACCACUACCUGCUUCAACACCUCCAGCUGAUACUGCAGAAGUGGAGGAAGGCAGCGCAGCACCUGCUCCCAAGCCACAACCUGUGGUUAAGGAGCAUACACCCCAGCUGCCCUUCCCCACUAGACUUCACAAAGACAGGCUGGAGACAGAGUUUGCCAAGUUCAUGGCAAUGUUGAAGCAGGUAAACAUCAGCAUGCCGUUCGUGGAGGCACUGUCGAAGAUGCCCAAGUAUGCCAAGUUUAUGAAAGACCUCCUCACCAACAAGAAGAAACUUGGGGAUCUUUCGACAGUGAUGCUCAGCGAGGAGUGUUCUGCUAUCCUGCAGAACAAGCUGCCCGAGAAGCGCAAAGACCCAGGGAGUUUCACUAUCCCUCUUGUUAUUGGCAGCAUGCAUGUAGGAAAGUCCUUGGCGGACCUAGGCGCUAGUAUAAAUGUCAUGCCCUAUAAACUGUUUAAGAAGCUAGACCUAGGUGAACCUAGAGCUACUAGGAUGAGCAUUCAGUUAGCUGAUCGCUCAAUCGUGCAUCCUAGGGGUAUCAUUGAGGACUUGCUUGUUAAUGUUGGUGCAUUCACAUAUCCUGUUGAUUUUGUUAUUUUGGAUAUAAAUGAGGAUGUGGAUGUGCCUUUGAUCUUGGGUAGACCAUUUCUCGCCACCGCCAAGGCGCUUAUUGAUGUGCAUAGUGGUCAAUUGAUUCUGCGUGCUGGUGAUGAACAGGCUACUUUUUCUGUGUCUGAGAAUGGGAAGCACUCUCAUUUGCAUGAUGACAUAGAUUACUGUGAUAUGUUUACUGACUUUGAGACCGCACUCGCCAUAACGAGUGCGGGUACUGAUGAUGCUCUUGAGCGUUGUAUUUUGCUAGGUGAGCAGGCAUCACAGGAGCCGCAGCUGGCGGAGCAGUUGGCCGCGUUGGAGAGUGGCCCCUUCUUGGAGGGCGACAGGCUGUUUAAACCGAUCUCAUCCUCCACUCGCAUCACCACCUCCUUGGAGGAACCACCAGAGCUGGAGCUUAAGCCCCUCCCUCCUCAUUUGGAGUACGCAUUUCUCCGGGAGGGGAAUAAGCUGCCAGUCAUCAUCAGCUCGACCCUCACACCCGAGCAGAAGACCAGACUGGUGGCGUUGCUGCAGCAGUACGAGCAAGCCUUGGCAUGGAAGAUCACGGACAUCCGGGGGAUCAGCCCCUCCUUUUGCUCGCACCGGAUACUGCUGGAGGAUGAGAUGCGGCCAGUGCGGCAGCCACAGAGGAGAUUGACACCGAACCUGGAGGCGGUGGUUCGGGCAGAGAUCGUAAAGCUGAUGGACGCGGGGAUCAUCUUCGCCAUUUCUGACAGCGAGUGGGUCAGUCCCACCCAGGUGGUACCCAAAAAGGGUGGGAUGACCGUGGUGCCUAACGAGAAGAACGAGCUCAUCCCGAUGCGCACGGUGACUGGGUACCGUGUUUGCAUCGACUAUCGGCGUCUCAACGACGCUACUCGGAAGGACCAUUUCCCGCUGCCGUUCAUUGAUCAGAUGCUGGAGAGAUUGGCGGGGCACGAGUUCUACUGCUUCCUGGAUGGGAUGUCCGGGUACUUUCAGAUCCCUAUAGCACCGGAGGACCAGGCGAAGACCACUUUCACCUGCCCCUUCGGCACAUUUGCUUACCGGAGGAUUCCAUUCGGGCUAUGCAACGCCCCAGCCACUUUUCAGCGAUGCAUGCUCGCUAUCUUUGACCGUCUGGUCGGCGAGAUCAUGGAGGUGUUUAUGGACGACUUCUCGGUCUAUGGAGACUCCUUCUCUCACUGUCUCCAUAACCUGGAAAUCGUUCUUAAACGGUGUGAAGAAACGAACCUGGCACUGAGUUGGGAGAAAUGUCACUUCAUGGUUCGAGAAGGCAUAGUUCUUGGGCAUAAGAUCUCCAAGAUGGGGAUUGAGGUGGACAUAGCAAAGAUCGAGACUAUCAGCAAGCUGCCUCCUCCUACAUCUGUAAAGGGGAUCCGGAGUUUUCUUGGCCAUGCAGGUUUCUACAGGCGGUUCAUCAAGGAUUUCUCGAAGAUCGCCCUGCCCCUGACCAAGCUUCUAGAGAAGGAUGCCCCCUUCCUGUUCACUGAUGCUUGCACAGCAGCGUUCACCACCUUGAAGGAGAAGCUCACCCAGGCUCCUAUCAUGGUUGUUCCAGACUGGUCUCUACCAUUUGAGCUGAUGUGCGACGCCAGUGACUUUGCUGUUGGCGCUGUUCUGGGGCAGAGGCGAGAUCAACACUUCCGGCCUAUCUACUACGCCUCGAAGACUCUGAAUGAUGCCCAGGAGAACUACACCACCACAGAGAAGGAGCUGCUUGCAGUGGUGUUUGCCUUCGAUAAGUUUCGCCCCUAUCUGGUCUUGUCCCAUGUGACCGUGUACACAGAUCACUCCGCGAUUAGAUACCUGAUGAGCAAGGCCGAUGCCAAGCCUCGGCUCAUACGAUGGAUCUUGCUAUUGCAGGAGUUUGAUAUUGAGAUCCGGGACAAGAAGGGAGCAGAAAAUGUUGCAGCUGAUCACCUCUCCCGGUUGGACGCACCUCCUGCGGACAGCCUCGUGAAGGAGAUUGAUGACUCCUUCCCCGAUGAGAGGUUGAUGAUGAUGUGCUUGGUGGAGAGUGUCACCCCCUGGUACUCUGAUUUUGCGAACUAUUUGGUGGGCCAGCAGCUGCCCAAGGGGAUGCCAACUCACGCCAAGAGGAAGUUUUUCUCCGAUCUGAAGUACUACUUCUGGGAUGACCCACAUCUUUUUCGGAUCGGAGCCGACGGGAUCAUCCGUCGUUGUGUUAUGGAGAGUGAGAUGGAGGGCAUUCUAUCUCACUGUCAUGAGGGACCUACUGGCGGUCAUCACGGCGGAAACCGCACGGCGAGGAAGGUUCUCCAGUCGGGCUUUUACUGGCCCACGCUCUUCAAGGAUGCAGACGCCUUCGCACGCAGGUGCGACCGAUGCCAGAGGUCAGGUAACAUCUCUGCCCGUGAUGAGAUGCCCCAGAAUGUGUUUAUAACUUGUGAGAUUUUUGAUGUCUGGGGUAUCGACUUCAUGGGCCCCUUCCCUCCAUCUUUUGGUAACACCUAUAUUCUGGUUGCUGUUGACUACGUCUCUAGGUGGGCUGAGGCGCAAGCUUUGCCCACCAACGAUGCUAGACGUGUUUGUGGUUUUUUGAAGCAGCUAUUCUCCCGGUUCGGGACACCUAGAGCCAUCAUAAGCGAUAGAGGCACCCAUUUCCAAGGCCAAUUUGAUAAACUACUGUCUCGCUAUGGUGUAACUCACAAGGUGUCCGUGGCCUAUCAUCCCCAGACCAGUGGCCAGGCCGAGCUGACGAACCGGGAGCUCAAGCGAAUCCUGGAGAAAACGGUGGAUCAGUCCCGCAAAGACUGGUCCACCAAGCUCGAUGAUGCUCUAUGGGCGUAUCGCACUGCCUACAAGACGCCCAUUGGUACUUCACCGUACCGGCUUGUCUAUGGAAAGGCAUGCCAUUUGCCCGUGGAGCUAGAGCACAAGGCCUUCUGGGCCCUUAAACUGCUCAACUUGGAUGUUCGUGUUGCAGGUAUCGAGCGAAAAAUGCAGAUGUUGGAGCUGGAAGAGUGGCGUUACCACGCCUAUGAGAACACCCGGCUGUACAAGGAGCGCACUAAGCGCCUGCACGAUGCACGGUUGCGGGGUCCGAAAGAGUUCCAGGUUGGUGAUCGAGUUCUCCUUUACAACUCUCGCCUGAAGCUCUUUCCCGGAAAACUCCGCUCCCGGUGGUCUGGACCGUUCACGGUCACACAGGUGUUCCCGUAUGGCACUAUCGAGAUCGCCAACCCGCAGACUGAGCCGUUUAAAGUGAAUGGCCAUCGUCUCAAGCUCUACCUGGGAGGCGAGGUCGAACGUGCGGAGUUGGUAGUGGAACUCGCGGACCCUUAGUUCCGCCAUGGGCGUCCAGCUAAUACGACGGUAAAGAAGCGCUUCUGGGGAGGCAACCCCACCACGGUUUGUUUUUCUUUCUUGAGUUUUGAGUCGGUUUGUAGACCCGGUUUGGGUUUGGUCUGUUUUCUUUUGGUUUGGAUGAUAUUUUAUUGGGCUGACCAUCGGACCUAACAUACUGUGUUUGAGCUCUGUGUUUUCCUUUGGCUGUGCUUGCCCCGACUGGCCCGCCUCCAGUCUCCUGCAGUCCGUGCAUACCGGUAACAUCUUUCCCUUAUCCUUCCCUCUUCUCCAUUGAGGGCAAUGUCGAUCUUAAGUGUGGGGGGGUGUUUAUCUUUGACUGCAUUAGAUCUGUUUGUGUGCUUGGAGCCUAGUCCACUUUCCAAAUUUUUAAAUUUGAGGGCUCCAAGUAAGUGUUUCCGUGCAAUUGCCUGCUCAGUAUGCUUUGAAUUGACAGUCUUUAUGGUAAUAUGCAACCUAGGGAGGUAGUGUAGCACUAUGGAGGAUGUUGAUGCAUUUAAGAAGUCUCAUUUCUUCUUCAUAUUGUGUUGGUUGAUUGAGUGAAUUAGUGAUCUUAGGACCCUUUGAAUUGUGUGGUGUUGUGGAUUCUCUGCCUGUCAUGGACUCUUGUAUCAUGUUUUGAAAAUAACAGGUGCUCGAAAAUGUGCUUCAAAAUAAACGUCUCCCGUGCGAAUAGGGCGCAAGUGUGUAAGGGGAGACGGGAAUUCGUUCCCAAUUUCCACCUACUACCUCCAGCCCCCUUACAUGUCUUUCCCCCGCACGAGGCUCGAGACAUCCGCUCCUGGCAUGGCCGGUAAGAGCAGGUUGGGACCCUUGAAAAGAAAAAUAACAGAAAACAAGCAAAACAGAAAGAAAAGGGGUUCCAACCAUCUUCAAAGAAAAUCGAGCACCUCGAAAAAUGUGAGUCCAUGAUCCUUUGUUUUUGAGAAUCUCUCCAUCCACAAUUCAUUUGUUCUCUGUUCACUGUUUGCCAUGAUGCCAACUCGAUAAGAAGCUUUGAGAUGACUUGUGCGUCGGUUGACCUCGUAAGUUGCUAAAUGAUCUAGGAAGUCCUCUACCUACGAUCUGGGUUGUUUGUUGCUAUAGAGGUCUGGAGAGCUGCAUUGGUUUGAGUUAGGUCUGCUUGGGGACAAGCAAACGGUUAAGUGUGGGGGAGUUUGAUAGACCGUUAGUUACACAUGCUUUUACCCCUGCUCUUACUCUGUUUGAGGUAUUGAUUCUCGUGUUUUAGGCCGAUUUCACGCUAGGUGGUGCUUGUUUAUGAUAUUUCAGGUCCUAGUACGUGAAUGGAGGCUUGGGAGCGAGUUUGAUGUCGAUUGGACGCGGAUCGGACGCAUGGCGAGAUUCCAAGGAGGCUGCACGGCCAGACCAGGGAGUCGCACGGCCGUGCAGCAUACAAUUAUGGCCGUGCGACAUUAUGCGAGAAGACGCACGGGCAGAGCAGAAAACCCGCACGGCCGUGCAUGUAACCAGUCUGGCCGUGCGGGAUUGUGCGAGAGCUUGCACGGGCACAAGUGAAAUCCGCACGGCCGUGCGAAGUGCAAUCCUGGCCGUGCGAGAAGCCCGAGGUUCAACUUAUUGAUACGCCGCGUUUUGAGGUGCACGGCCAGAAUGGUGAUGUGCACGGCCGUGCACCCUGGCCGUGCGAGUCGGGAUUUUCUCCUUUUAAGCAGAAUUUCAGCCACAAUUCGGGGGGAUUCGAGUUUUUGAGAGAGAGAUCAGUUCCUAGAGAGAGAAAGUGACGAGCAAGAGUUCCCAAGUGCCCUAGAUUGAUCUUCAACACCAUUGGAGGCCAGCUUGAGCUUGGAGAAGUGCCAAUCAACGUCCAGAAGCAGGAAUCCAUCCUUCGCAGUAUGAAUUCCGUGUCUGAUUCUGCUUUUGCUUUCUUCUCUAUGGAGUAGUUCUCCCAUUCAUCUGGGUAUGGAGAACCCUAGAUUUGUAUGUUAGGCUUUGAUUGUAUGAACCCAAGUACUGAUUCUGUGAUUGAUUAUAUUCGAUUGAGGUUUGAUGAUUGAAUGACUUGAAUCCUGAUCAAAUUCCUGUUGUUUCUGCUUUAACCUAGAAUGAGAAUAUCUGCCUAGGUUAAUAGAGUAUCCUUGAUUGAAGGUAGGGAGUUGGUGACUUUAGUCGAGGAGCCAACUCACUAUUCUGUACCGGAUUUACUCCGGUAGUGGAGGUUUUGUUCUUAGGGCCUCAAUCUGUCGACUCCGGUGGAGGUUAGUCGCCCGCUAGAGAGUCAGAUUGAGAGGGUCUGAAGACCUUUAGUCGAGACUUCAGGCUGUUUAAGAACCUUCCGCAGUAUAACUGUCAUAGAAACUGAACUUGGUAAUUACAAUCCGGCUUAACUGCAGUCUAGGGGGAACCAUAUCCGGGUGACCUCUUUAACCUGAAUACAACCAGUUUACUUGC
Molecule: messenger RNA, 8246 nt
Organism: Linum trigynum
Lineage: Eukaryota; Viridiplantae; Streptophyta; Magnoliopsida; Malpighiales; Linaceae
Source: the annotation of a GenBank genome assembly